AUGGAAAAACAACCACUCGUACCCGAAUCCGAACCGGAAUCCCAAUCUCAAUCGUCGUCGUCGUCGUCGUCGUCGCCACUGCCCAUCGGAGAUCCUUACGUUCGCAUCGCCACUGCCCUCGGAGGAGAGGAAGAGACGGGAAGAGAGAGAAAAAGACGGGGGGAGAGAGAGAGUGGAUUCCGGCGGAGGGGGGAGGUUUGGGAUGGGGAGUGGGUGAGGUUGCGAUGGAGUCCACCUGGAGUCCACUUCAGCAAAAAGAAGCCACCUGGAGUCCACAUCAUGGGCAAACUGGUGGCACCUAAAAUGCUGGAUGGAUGGACCGAGUGUGAAUCAAAUUCAGAUUGGCUCCAGUUUAAGGACGUGGGCAAUCUCGUAGUCGAUGGUUCAGGAGAAAUCGACGGCCAGGGUUCAUCUUGGUGGACCACUCCCAACCAAUACGACAGAUUAUCACGCAAACUCAUGAUGAAUAAGCAGAAUUGCCAAGCACCAGAUGCUCUGCACUUCCAGGGAUGCGAUAAUCUUAAACUAAGUGGACUUACUCAUCUAAACAGCGCAAGAGCCCACAUUGCCAUAAGCGGGUGCAACAAUGUGUACGUGUCUCAUCUCACCAUAACCGCACCUGAAGACAGUCCAAACACUGAUGGCAUUGACAUCUCAAACUCACACAACGUCUUCAUUCAACACUCUGCUAUCGGAACCGGCGAUGACUGCAUAGCCAUCAACGGUGGCUGCUCCGAUCUCAACAUCGCCAACAUUGCGUGCGGGCCGGGUCAUGGUAUUAGUGUGGGAAGCUUGGGAGCGCAUGGGGCUCUUGAGAAAGUGCAAAAUGUGUACGUGAGAGAUAGUAGUUUCAGUGGGACUACAAAUGGAGCUAGGAUCAAGACAUGGCAGGGCGGAUCGGGGUACGCUAAGAACAUAACCUUUGAGAAGAUCACACUCGAUGCAGCUAAAAAUCCCAUCAUCAUUGACCAGUUUUAUUGUAAUCAGGAUCACAACUGUAAAAGUCAGGCCUCGGCUCUGUUGGUGGAAGAUGUGAAGUACAUUGAUUUUGAAGGAACAUCUGCGAAUGAGGAGGCGAUCAAAUUAGAUUGUGACCAGAAUUCAGGUUGCCGCAACAUUAUAAUGGACCGCAUCAAAAUCACCUCGGCGGUUCCUGAUAAGAAGAUUUAUGCUUCUUGCAACAAUGCUAUUGGAACUUCCAUUGGCACCAUUGUGCCCAAUGUGCCUUGCCUCAAGUCAGGGACGGAACCAACUACUACUCCGCCGGCUAUGCCUUUGCCAACUGUGCCUCUGCCCGCUACGCCUCCGCCAUCUCCACCUUUGCUCGUUAUGCCUCCACCAUCUCCGCCUGUGCCCGUUAUGCCUCCACCAUCUCCGCCUGUGCCCGUUAUGCCUCUGCCAUCUCCGCUUGUGCCCAUUAUGCCUCCGCCAUCUCCGCCUGUGCCCGUUAUGCCUCCGCCGUCUCCGCCUGUGCCCGUUAUGCCUCCGCCAUCUCCGCCUGUGCCCGUUAUGCCUCCGCCAUCUCCGCAUGUGCCCGUUAUACCUCCGCCAUCUCCGCCUGUGCUCGUUAUGCCUCCGCCAUCUCCACCUCUGCCGGCUGCACCUCCACUAGUUCUUAUUUUGCCAGCUACUCCUCCGCCAGCUCCACCCUUGCCAGAUACGCCUCCGCCAGCUCCACCCUUGCCAGCUACGCCUCCGCAAUCUCCACCCUUGCCAGCUACGCCUCCGCAAUCUCCGCCCUUGCCAGCUACGCCUCCGUCAUCUCCACCCUUGCCAGCUACGCCUCCGCCUCUACAGGUUAUGCCUCCGCCUUUGCUAAAUAGGCCUCGCCCAACUCUGCCUUUGCCAACUACACCUCCACCAGCUCCUCUGCUUACACCCCCAGCUCCGCUGGUACGAACUCCGCCACCAAUACCACAAAUGUCCUUCACAGGGGAACCAGGAGUGCCAGAUAUUUACUUCACACCUGGUGCAUCUAGUGCUACUAAACUUCAUAAGAAACACUAUAUUUGGUGUCAAUUAUUGAUCGUGUAUGUGUUAACAAGACUGCUGUUUGGCUAA
This is a messenger RNA of Prunus armeniaca (apricot), 2061 nucleotides long. NCBI's taxonomy places the organism in Eukaryota, Viridiplantae, Streptophyta, Magnoliopsida, Rosales, Rosaceae. The record is from the annotation of a GenBank genome assembly.